UUCCACUCCACCCAUCCGUGUCCAAUGUGAGGGGGAGGUGAAACAGUUGAGCGCUUACUGUGCUGUCAACUGGCAUUAUUUUUCGUCGUCUCGGUCCGGGGAAAGCGACUCGUGUGCGACGGCUCUCCACCAGAGUUCAACCCAGUUGGAGCAACAAUGACUUCCCAUGUAAAACUGCGAAAGGAGAAGACUGGUAUGGUGGACUACGACACUCAAAUCAAAGAGGUGCGUUGCCAGCUUGUAGACCAGCUGAAGGUCUUGGAUUUGCAACUUGAGCAGAAGAGCCAGCAGCUGCAGGACCUGACGGACUACCUGCGUCGUCGGGGGGAAAUUGAAAGCGAGUACGCCCGCUCCCUUGAAAAACUCUCUGAACGGUUCACUUCCAGGAUCAAAAGGAAGGAGCCCAGCAGUCACUCCGUGUCCCAAGUGUGGCUGGCUCUGCUUUCCCAGACCCGCCAAGAAAGUAAAGGCCACAGCGCAAUGAGCGAGCACUGCAGCAACUUCCUCCUCCAGCCCCUCACGCACUGCCUGGAGUACACACAGCGCCUUGCCAAGAAGAGCAAAGACAUCUGUACUCAGCUGCAAGAUGGACUACUCAAGGUUACCACAGAGCUUCAGACUGCAUGGCGGACAUACUUCCAGUACCACUCGGACUACAUUUGUGCAGAGGGGAAGCUGAAGGAGGCCGAGAAACAGGAAGAAAAACAAAAGCAGAGUGCUUCUAAGAAGCUGGAGAGGUUGAUAGAAAAAAGACAAGGCAAAGUCCAGGAGAUCGACUUGAAGUGCACCAAGGCACGAAACGAUUACCUCCUAAACUUGGCUGCAGCCAAUGCCUCUGUGAACAAGUACUACCUCCAAGACAUCUCUACUCUCAUAGAUUGUGCAGAUGUGGGAUACCACCUCACUGUGGGUCGGGUGAUGCAAGCUUACCUGUCCGGUCGGGGGCGUACCCAGGAGAACCUGACCACGGGGCUGCAGCAGGUCCAAGAAACCGUCUCCGGACUGGACCAGAGCCACGACAGAGACACGCUGCUGCAGGACCAUUACAACACCUUCUGCAUGCCCCUUCGCUUCCCCUACCAGCCCCAUGAUGGAGACCAGGUCUCCGAGGUGAGUGCAGAGGGUGAAGUGAGAUGCGAGCUGGAAAUCCGGUUCAAACAGAUACAAACAAGGCUUAAAGCUGUGACUCCGGAAACCGAGGAGGCUGGUAGCAGCAGGCUGGCGGCACAGGCUUCCCUGCUGGAGAGCAUUGGAGAUGAUGAUCUGGAUCUUGCCAAUGGCUCAUCUCAGCAGGACAGCACUCCCAGUGGGCCCCGCCGCAGGGCCAACGCACAGGAAAUAGAAAACGUCUACUUAUCUAAAGUAAAAGAACACCUCCAACUCGGCUCCCUGGAAUCUAAACUGCAAGUCAAACAUGACCUGCUCAAAGUGGCUUUAGAGAAAGAGCCAUCAAAUGGACAGCAGCCUAGACACAAUGGAAAGAUGACGCGUCUCAGGAAGAAUCUCUCAUGUGCUAAUUUGAUUCACAACCACAAACUUUUCGGCGGAGACAUGCUGUCUUUCAUACAGGCAUCAGGACAACAGAUUCCAAUUGUUGUGGAAAGUUGUGUCUGUUAUAUCAACCUUAACGGUCUCCACCAUGAAGGGAUAUUUAGAGUGCCGGGAUCUCAGGCGGAGGUCAACCACCUUCGUGAUGCAUUUGAGCGAGGAGAGGACCCCCUGGCUGACCGGAGAUAUGAACUGGACUCCGUUGCUGGAGUGCUGAAGCUUUACUUCAGAGGUCUGGAGAAUCCCCUGUUCCCCAUCGACAGCACCGGCCUACUCUUGGAGCAUAUCCAAAUCAAGAACGCGGAAGAGCGAGCAGCUCAGCUAAAACUAGUCAUCUCUUCCUACCUCCAUCCCGUCAUCGUCGUCAUGAGAUACCUUUUUGCAUUCCUUCACCAUGUGUCUCAGUACAGUGACGAGAAUAUGAUGCAGCCUUACAACCUGGCUGUGUGUUUCGGCCCCAGCCUGCUAAGAGGGGCUCACGACGACGAUGCCGUCACUCUACAGCCUCAGAUAAACGCCCUGGUGAAGAGCAUCAUCGUCCAGCACGAAAGCAUCUUCCCCAGCCAGAGCGAAGUGCAGGGGCCGGUGUAUGAGAAAUGCAUGACACUGGAACAGGACGACUGUGAGACCAUCCUUGAAGAAGGAGAUGUAGAAGCAGAGUUCAAAGAUGCGUUGGAAACGGGAACGUCAGCCGUCAACGGCGCCGGCUCGUCUGCGGCAUCAACACAGAAGAAGACGGAACGCCCUCGAGCCAACAGCAGCGGAUCCGUCGACGCCAGCAGGUUGACGGGCGGACCAGUCGGCUUCAGCGUCGCUUCAAGCGGAAAGCCAACGCUCCAGAUUCCCGUUGGACCGCAGUGCAGGUCACGAGGCCACUCUGCUGGCUAUUUGCGCAGAGAGGUUCAGGGACACUCGUCUCCUGAGGAUAUUGUCGUUAAAGUAGACAAGGAGGUUUGUCGCCAGAUGGACUCUGUCUUCGUUGAGCUUCUUUCACGGCAAGCACUGCAGGAUCCCUCCUCCUCCGCCGCCUCCUCUCCCUCUGCCCAGGGUUCCCAGAAGAAAGGGAAGCGGGACGGCUGCAGGUGAAGAGAUACGGGGCUCUUCAGAGCAGCAGAUUCACUGGAAUGAGAGGACUGGCAGCAGUAGAUGAAUGUAAAAGAGUGAUAAUACAAUAUUCCAAUUCUCUGGAGGUGUCCUGACAGCAGCUUUCAGCACAUUUCUGUAUAGCAAACUAAAAGCAUUGACUCAGUCACUUCUCUGAGAUGCUUGAGAUGGGUCUGGGCUUCUUUCCACUGGGUGACUCCGCGCACACAACUCUACAUUCACGUUCCUUACAGUGCGACUCUGCAGUUGCCUGUAGUAAAGUGUAGAUUUCUUGAAAUGCACAGAUGUGUCUGUGUACAGCUGCAUGUGGUUAGGUAGUAGAUGGUUUCAUGUCUGUGUCUUUUUACAUUCAAUUGUUAUCACUUUCAAUCAGAUGUGUUUACGAACAUGAGGCUUGCCUCGUUGGUGAAACUGAAUACUCUAGCUGUAAAGAGUAAAUAUUAUUUGUAACUUGCAAAACUGUGAAUGAUUUGUCCUCCUAUCCUUCGUGUCUAAUUAAUAUUUUGUCUGCGCUUUCUUGUUGGUGAUAUCAGUAGUGAUAUUUUUGAGGAGUUAUUAAAUAAAUUUUACUCUAACCCUUGAUUAUUUUUACUGAAAGUAAAAGAAGUAGAGGCUAUUUUAGCAUAAGCCGUUUGGCGGUAACAGAUGAAUGAAACAAGUCAAACCACAGAUUGUAUCACAAACAUAACUAAAUGUGACAGUGAGAAAAGAAAAACCAUAAAAUGUUUUUCACAACAUUUUGACUUGUAAAAUUGCUCCCCAAGUACACCAAGAAUAGUGUACAUACACUGCAUUCUCACGCUUACCAAAAUAUUUGUACUGCUUUGUCAUCCAAAAAUUUCCAAACGAGUCAUUACUUGACGAAUGUCUUACUGUCAGUGCUACAGUAUAUUAUCAUACAUAAUUAUGAUAAUUAUUACUAUUUUUUUACUUUGUUAAACAAAAUUACAUAAUAGAGAUUUGGAGUAAGGGGUUAAUAGAGUAAAAGCAAAAGAGUCGUGUGUCACAGUAUGUCACACUAAACUGGAAGCAUUCUCGUACGUUGCUCAAUGUCUAAAAAACGAAUUGUGUUAUGAAUAAACAAUUCUUGCCAAUGUA
Messenger RNA from Gasterosteus aculeatus aculeatus (three-spined stickleback), 3750 nucleotides. Its product is annotated as rho GTPase-activating protein 4. The record is from RefSeq and is a predicted model, not a curated record. Gene Ontology annotation, biological process: signal transduction. Lineage: Eukaryota; Metazoa; Chordata; Actinopteri; Perciformes; Gasterosteidae.